AUGGACGUGGCUUCCACGGAACAGGGAGACUGCCUCAAUGGUGUGAGUUCUUUCCAUCUGAGAACCGAUUUCGUGGAUCAAAUUCUCGAAUCGGGCUGCACCCGCAACGACAGCUUCUACGUGAUCGAACCUGUUGUCAUCCGUGCCCGGAGCAGAAACGUGCUUUGUCCACGGACGCAGAAAAUGGGUUCGUCCUAUGUCGAUUCACUUACCGGAGCAGAGCACGUCGGACGCUCUGACUAUAUGCUCAGCUAUUCCUGGGGCUACGAGGUCGGGGAUGUAGUUGCGGCUCUUUCAAAUCACUGCGACUCAGAGCAUCAUGACCACAAGGGCACAUAUUAUUGGAUCUGCUGCCUGUGCAUCAAUCAGCAUCGCGUGGUGGAGGUCCGGGAGCGAGGAGAAGAGGUGCCCUUCGAGGACUUCCGCAGCGAGUUCCGCAGCCGGGUGCAUGGCAUUGGCAGAGUGCUUGCCCUGAUGUCCCCUUGGGACAAACCUGUGUACGUGACACGCGCUUGGUGCGUCUUCGAGCUCUUCACAGCGCUCAGCGAGGAGUCUUGUAAGCUCACAGUGGUUAUGCCUCCUAGCGAAGUGCAGCGCUUUUGCAGCAGCAUCUCCGAGGGGGCCUUCACAAGUUACUUGUGGUUUGCCUUGGAGCAGCUGGAUUUACGGACUGCCGAGGCGUCUGUAGCUAGUGACAAGGAGAUGAUCCUGCAAGCUGCUCAAAACAGUGUGGGCUUGGACGAGCUCAAUCAAGUCGUUCGGCAGAAAUUGCUCUCCUGGUUGGCCGGAGCUGCAUGCACCGAGUGCCGUGAUCAGCUGUCCAGAGGCUGCUUGGUUGGGGAUGCUGCAGCAACUACUGUUUCAGAGACAGCAAAUUUGCUGCAUCGACUGGGCAGGUUCGAUGAUGCGUACAAGUUGUUAUCGGCAUCCAGAGAUGCGGCCUUCACCACUGGCGAUGCGGGGACGAUUGAGAAAGCAAAUCUGUGGCGCGUAACUGGGAAGAACUAUGACUACCUAGGGCAAAAUGGUGAAGCAGCAGACGCUUUCCACCGGGCUUCUGAGAUGCUCCGCUUGCUUGGCCAGCUGGAGUCCCACGAUGGUGCUGCUGUCCUGACCUGUAUCGCUGCCAAUUUACAGGAGAUGGGCCGCGUGGAAGAGUCUCUGACCAACUACCGAAAGGCCUGGGAAAUCAGGCAGGCGUGCGGCUCGGAGCGAUCUCUGGAUGCCUCUGACCUGCUGGCCAUGAUGGGAGUUGCGGAGUGCCGUCUGGGUUCAGGCGAAGGGCUCAAGCACGCGCAGGAAGCGAAGGAUCUACGGAUUCAAUUGGGCCAGCUCAACAAUCCUCAUGGUGCUUAUGUGCUGCAGCAGCUGGGUGUGUGCUACUUCAUGCUGGGCGACUUUCAAGCCGCUCUUGAUGAAUUUGAGGCGAGCAAGGACAUUCUGCAAAAGACGAGCUCACUGCAAACUCCUCAAGGUGCUUCAGUGGUGCAAAGGGCUGCCCGAUGCUUCUGCAAGUUGGGUGACUUUCGACGAGAGCUGGAGCUUCUCUGGCAAGCAAGGAAGCUUCUGGAGGACGCAAAUCAGCUGCACAGCAAGAGUGGCGUUCUGGUGCUGUUGGAUUUGGGCAGCGCGCUGCUGGACUGCCAACAGGAUGAUGAAGCCAAGAAAGUCUUGGAGCUGGCAGAACGUAUCUGUACUGAGAAUAGAAUUGGGAGCACUCUCUCUGAGCUGGUUCAAGAUCGGUUGAAGGUGCUCCGUAAGACACGGUACUGCAUCGUCAGCUGA
Molecule: messenger RNA, 1785 nt
Organism: Symbiodinium natans
Lineage: Eukaryota; Dinophyceae; Suessiales; Symbiodiniaceae
Source: the annotation of a GenBank genome assembly